This is a messenger RNA of Mus musculus (house mouse), 2274 nucleotides long. It is a transcript of the gene Cd69, whose product is annotated as CD69 antigen. Gene Ontology annotation, cellular component: plasma membrane; protein-containing complex. Gene Ontology annotation, molecular function: molecular sequestering activity; identical protein binding; transmembrane signaling receptor activity. The record is from RefSeq and is a predicted model, not a curated record. Gene Ontology annotation, biological process: negative regulation of T cell migration; negative regulation of inflammatory response; negative regulation of T-helper 17 cell lineage commitment. Bases 777 to 1337 code for a protein of 186 amino acids. NCBI's taxonomy places the organism in Eukaryota, Metazoa, Chordata, Mammalia, Rodentia, Muridae. The transcript is spliced from 5 exons.
UACAUUUGAUGUGUGGAAUAGAGCGGAGAAUGGAGAGAUUAUCAGAGGACUUGGUUAUGUUCUGUUUCAAUCAGUAAAAGAGAAACUGGGCAUAGGUAAAUACCUCUCUAGCUAUGAGAAGACAAGAUACUUGUAUGAGAGAGAGCUAUAUGACUUUCAGAUGAUCUUGAAAGGACUUUUCCUUUGAAUAGAUUUGUAACAUCUCAACUCGUGGAUUUAAAUGAUAAAUGAUAAAUUGCCUGGCUUGACCUAGUUAUUCUCUAUAGUUUUCCCAUAACCACCAUCAUCAGUAAGUUUUAUCCUUUUCUUUAUGAAGAACUCUGUUUUUCACACAAAGAGUUACGUUCUUGCUCUUUCCUUAUCCAUUUGCCUGCUUUCUGUGUGUAUUCCCUCAUUAGUGUUCUCCUCAUGAAUCCUCCAGUGGUUAGCAGCAUUCGGGUCUCCAGGCUCAGAGAAAACAGCAUUACACACACCUGAACAUGUGCAGUGUCAUAUGGUGAUGCAUUAGAAUGUAACCCUGUCAUUAAAAUGUCAUCUUCUGCAGAGACCUAUGGAAUCUCCUCCUUACAUUUUGUUCUGUCUCUCUCCUCCAAUGAAUCACUUCAAAUUCUAUGACUAUAUAUUUUUCUUCCUUUUUACAAAAGCAUGAUCACCCUUCACAUUUCUGUCUCUUCUGUCUGUUUCUAUCUGAGUUGUAAGGAGCCCUCCAGCACUUAGCACUUGGGAAUGAGAGUUAUUUGAAAGCACGAGCGAUCCAGUUAAUAAAGGGAUUUGCUAUGACCAACACCGCCAAGAUAGUUGACCAUGGCACCAGUAUACAUUUUGAGAAGCAUCAUGAAGGAUCCAUUCAAGUUUCUAUCCCUUGGGCUGUGUUAAUAGUGGUCCUCAUCACGUCCUUAAUAAUAGCUCUCAUUGCCUUAAAUGUGGGCAAGUACAAUUGCCCAGGCUUGUACGAGAAGUUGGAAUCAUCUGACCACCAUGUUGCUACCUGCAAGAAUGAGUGGAUUUCAUACAAGAGGACAUGUUACUUCUUCUCCACCACAACCAAGAGUUGGGCCUUGGCCCAACGCUCUUGUUCUGAAGAUGCUGCUACUCUUGCUGUAAUUGAUUCAGAAAAGGACAUGACGUUUCUGAAGCGAUAUUCUGGUGAACUGGAACAUUGGAUUGGGCUGAAAAAUGAAGCUAAUCAGACAUGGAAAUGGGCAAAUGGCAAAGAAUUUAACAGCUGGUUCAACUUGACGGGGUCUGGGAGGUGCGUGUCCGUGAACCACAAAAAUGUUACCGCUGUGGACUGUGAGGCAAACUUCCACUGGGUCUGCAGCAAGCCCUCCAGAUGACGAGGAUACAUAGAUGUAUAAAUGACUGUGCCAUAGCACCACAGGAAAGUUGUGUAACUGGAUACUGCUCUGCAGUUGAAUUUUCCACAAAGACUGCACAAACCAACUUUACAUCAUCCUGGAUCAACUCCAGAUAGAACUGUGGGACAUGAGGAAGAAGAUCCAGGAAGAUCCCUUGACCAGGAGCUGAAACUGUCACCAACUGACUGCUAAUCACAUCAAGGAUGAGAGGAUGGCUAUGAAGCCUCAUCAACGCACUUUAUUUUUUUUUAAACCUAGAAUGAAUAGAACUGACUAGCUCUAGAGUUACUAUUUAUUGCCGAAUGACUGCUACAGCCAGUGCCUUUACGCAUUUGCACUAUUUGGAGGGGUUUCAGUGGUAGGAAGAGCUGAAUGUAGGUACAGGAAGAUUUGACUGAUUAAUGAUUUUCUUAAAUUCAAAAAGCAUUCACAAAUAGAACAAUGCUUAUGAAACCAAGCUUUGCAGUAACUCCAUCUAUUUACAGAAACUUUGCCUCAUUAUUUUGUCAAUUGUUCUCCCCCAAAGAAUAAGAGUGGCCUUUUCUUUAACUUCCUCCGUGUAGACAGCUAAUUUUCAAUGGUACAUAUUUCUUAACCUUUAAAAACCUCUGUAGCGUAUUUCAAGGAAGAAAACAAAAGCACAGCAUAUGAGUAAUAUUUGUAGAGCAGAUUUCAAAGUGCUGGAAAGAAAAGUGCAAUACGUGUAGUGGCAGAUCUCUGUCAGGACACACCCUGUGGUUUGACCUUGGAAUAACUCCAGUCUUGUCACAUAACCUGUUUGUGUCUUUCCCAGUCCUUUGUCCAAAAUAUUUCCCAUGUGCAAUAAAGUGUUUAUAUAUUUGUUUGUGUUUUAAAACCCACUAUAAAGUUUAAGCUGUUUCUAUGUAUGUGAAAAUAAAAGAAUAGAUAAAUGGUU